AUGCCACACAUAUCGCUCGCCAGCGUGGGGAACGUGUUCAAGAAAAAGGACAGGGACCUGCAUCCCAAGGAGGAAGAGGAAGAGGAUCCUGACGCCUCGGAGUUCGAGGACGAUGAAGAGAAGCCCGCGCCCAAGCCCAAGAGCCGCAGGCCCAAAGAAACGCCGUUCACGCAGCAGAGAAUCGCGUCCAUCAACCCGAUCGUGACCCCGCGUGGCACCAUGCUAUUAUACGUCGUGCUGGCCGUCAUCUUUGUGAUCUCCGGCGCGGCCCUGCUGCGCGUCUCCGCCAAAGUGGACCAGAUGCUGAUAUACUACCAGGACUGCUCCACGUCGGCGCCGACAGACGCGUUCAGCGACAUGGGCGAGGAACACUUCAAGUGGUCCUUCCACAAAGACAGCACGUACAACCAGGCGCCGCAGUGGAAGUACACGCCGCCCACCAGCGGCGACGUGGGCAACGGCACGUGCCAGAUCCGCUUCACCACGCCGCGCGACCUGCCCAGCUCCGUGUACCUCAGCUACCGCAUCGAGGAAUUCUACGGUAACCACCGGCGCUACGUGCUCUCGUUCAGCGAGGACCAGAUCAAGGGCGAGGAGACCACAAUCAGCUCUGUGAAGGACAAUCCGGGCAUCAACUGCAAGCCCAUGAUCUCGAACCACGAGGGCAAGCAGUACUACCCCUGCGGGCUCAUCGCCAACUCCAUGUUCAACGACACCUUCUCCUACGAGCUGCAGGGCUUGGGCAGCACGCAGUCCUACGCGCUGACAAACAAGGGAAUUUCGUGGUCUACGGACAAGAAUCGUUUCAAGAAAACCAAGCUCGACUACCGCAAAAUCGCGCCGCCCCCCAACUGGGCCAAGGCCUUCCCCGACGGCUACAACGCUACAAACGUGCCUGACAUCAACGAGUGGGAGGAGUUCCAGAACUGGAUGAGGACGCCGGCCUUCGCCAAGUUCCAGAAGCUCAUCCGCAGAAACGACAACGACACCCUCCCCGCAGGCGAGUACCAAAUCGACAUCGGGCUGAACUGGCCCGUGCUGGAGUUUGGCGGCAAGAAGGCUAUCUUCCUGACGCACGGGUCGAGCAUCGGCGGCAAGAACAACUUUUUGGGCAUCGUCUUUUUGAUCGGCGGCGUCGUUUGUUUCGGCUUGGCUGUCGUGCUCUUGGCCACCACCCUCAUAUCUGGGAGAAGCGCGGCCAAUCUAAACAAUUUGUCCUGGAAUCAAGACUGA
This is a messenger RNA of Lachancea thermotolerans CBS 6340, 1233 nucleotides long. It is a transcript of the gene LEM3, whose product is annotated as Lem3p. Gene Ontology annotation, cellular component: Golgi apparatus; endoplasmic reticulum; plasma membrane. The record is from RefSeq and is a predicted model, not a curated record. Bases 1 to 1233 code for a protein of 410 amino acids. The transcript has a single exon. Lineage: Eukaryota; Fungi; Ascomycota; Saccharomycetes; Saccharomycetales; Saccharomycetaceae.